This is a messenger RNA of Purpureocillium lilacinum, 1245 nucleotides long. RefSeq lists its product as uncharacterized. Gene Ontology annotation, molecular function: acyltransferase activity. Gene Ontology annotation, biological process: phosphatidylinositol acyl-chain remodeling. NCBI's taxonomy places the organism in Eukaryota, Fungi, Ascomycota, Sordariomycetes, Hypocreales, Ophiocordycipitaceae. The record is from RefSeq and is a predicted model, not a curated record. Gene Ontology annotation, cellular component: endomembrane system; endoplasmic reticulum.
AUGGCCGACGGCAAGCAUCCCGGCGCAUCCGGGACCGACCUCGCCGCGGGGGUGAACGACCAUGGGGUGUUGCAGAGGAGCGAGAGACGCCUUGCGCAUCCCUCCGGGAAGGAAGGCUACGGCCGCCUGGCUCAGGUCCUCCGGGGGCUUGCCUUUACCGUCUACUUUACUUCGUGCUGUCUGACGAUCGUUGUGACGCAGUUCAUCGGCGCGCCACUAUACUUCAUUAACCGCGACUGGUUCUAUGCGUACAUGGCCAUGACCAAGCGCUCGUUUGCGCUGACGACAACGGUCAUGACCCAAAUAUGGGGCCCGACUACAGUUCGAAUCAGCGGCGACGAGUCUGUUGCCGGCCAAAUAAAGUCUACCGGCAGCGGAGGCGUGCAGUUUUCGUUUCCUGAGCGACUCGUCCUCAUCGCCAAUCACCAGAUAUAUACCGAUUGGCUGUAUCUCUGGUGGAUUGGCUACGUCAACCAGCCAGCGAUGCACGGACAUCUGUACAUCAUCUUGAAAGAAUCACUGCGCUACAUUCCACUCAUCGGUACGGGCAUGAUGUUCUACGGGUUCAUCUUCAUGUCGAGGAAGAUGGCGACGGACCAGCCGCGGUUGGCUUACCGGCUCAAUAAGCUGAAGCAGAAGAGGACCGACCCCAAGGGAAAGCCAUACCUGGACCCCAUGUGGCUGUUGCUCUUCCCUGAGGGCACAAACUUGUCGGGUAACGGGCGACGGAAAUCCGGACAGUGGGCUGAGAAGAAUGGCCUGAAGGACCCCGAGCAUGUGAUGUUGCCGCGCAGCACCGGCAGUUUCUUUUGCCUCAAUGAGCUCAGGGGCACCUUGGACUACGUGUACGACUGCACAGUAGCGUACGAAGGCAUCCCCCGAGGCAAAUACGGCGAGGAGAUAUUUGGGCUCUCGAGCACAUACUUCCAAGGCCGACCGCCCAAGUCUAUCAACCUCUACUGGCGGCGGUUUCGCAUGUCCGACAUACCGCUCGACGACCAGAAGGAAUUCGACUUGUGGCUACGCGAGCAGUGGUACAAGAAGGACGAGCUCAUGGAGGAAUACCUGACGACGGGACGGUUUCCUCCCAUGGCCGGCGCGAAGGCUGGCUUUGUCGAAACCUCGGUUCGGACUCGUCAGCCCUGGGAGAUCCUGCAGGUUUUCACUGUCGUAGGAAUCUGCGGCCUCCUCUGGAACAACGUUAGGAGGCUCCUGCAUGCAGCUUCAAAGGGCCUCGGCUUCUAG